Molecule: messenger RNA, 4043 nt
Organism: Girardinichthys multiradiatus
Lineage: Eukaryota; Metazoa; Chordata; Actinopteri; Cyprinodontiformes; Goodeidae
Gene: ptprna
Product: protein tyrosine phosphatase receptor type Na
Exons: 24
Coding region: 280-3093 (937 amino acids)
Biological process (GO): protein dephosphorylation
Cellular component (GO): secretory granule
Molecular function (GO): protein tyrosine phosphatase activity
Source: RefSeq, a predicted model, not a curated record
GUCGCUGAUUCCGCAGUGGUGCUGUCGUGAGUCGGUAUACUACGCUGCGUGUCCACAGUCUGUGCCCUCCUCCUCUAUCCUCACGCCCCGCCUUUUCAUCGGGAGGGUUUCUUCUUCCCUAUUCAUCCAUCAUUUUAAUUCCCUUCUCAAUUUUACCUGUUUUCUCCCUCUACAUGAUCUUAGCGGCUCAGUUAGGCACGAUGGGGAUUUAAAACAGGUUGAAAACUCUCUGAGUGUUUGUCUCUCCAUCCACCCGUUGCAGUAAAGCUUCAGGGGAUCAUGCAACAUCUGAAGCCAUGGCGAGCUCUGCUCCUUCUGGCGAUGCUCUACCAACCGGCUGUCCCUGAGAAAUACGGUUGCCUGUUUGAGAAAAAACUGUGCAUGAGGGAUCAGUUUUGCUCUUAUGAUGGGUUGUUUGGUCAGUGUCGAAGCUCCAAGGAGGACCAGGUCCAGUACCAAGUUACAGUUCCUGUGCUGAAGAGGAUGCAAGAAGUCCUCAAACAGCUCAUGUUGCAAGGUCUGUCAUGGCAAGAUGACAUCACCCAGUAUAUUUUAUCAAAAGAGCUGAAGAGAGUUCCCCGUACCACCAUUCCCUCAAAGCCAAACUCCUCCUCACCCUCUUCUCAUUUGUCUCACUCAAAACAGCACAACUCUCACCACCCCAACUCUAAAUCAGGGUCCACAUCUUCUGGUGGUAAAUAUGUUGACUAUAUGUAUGUUGAGCCUCCUCAGUCUCCGCUGCGCAUGCAGACAGCAUCCUUGGACCCAUAUGCAUACCACCAGCACAGAUACCAAGAUGAAGCGGAGAGAUCUCUUCUGAGUGCAGGAGGGGGCUAUGCUCGCCCAUCUUCUAGGUCCCAGGCCAACCAAAGAGAACGAGAGAGGAAUAGACAGCUGCUGCAGGAAGCUCUGUCUCUAUACCUGGCAUCUACAGAGCCGUCUUAUCGGCACAGAGGGUCUGCUCCCAUAGCUCCUGCAGGUCUGCCUUACUAUGAGGAUAUUGAAAUCCCAGUGGACUACGUGGAAGACUACACUCUAGAGGAGAGGCUUGGUACUGCAGGCAGACAACAAAACCAGCAGAAUAAGAAAGCUCCACAGGAGUCUGCACCACUGGCUGGUAGCAAUGAUGGCUUGCUCGAGAGGAUGUCAGGUGUCUUGCAGAGGUACAACAUUGAUCCCAGAGAACUCAGUCAGGAGCAGCUCUACAAACUUGCUCUCAUACUCCAGCUGCUGCAAGGACAGGAAAAAUCAGAUUCAAAUGAGAAAAAUCUUGUUACUCUUAAGGAGAUGCAGUUGAUGCAAAGUGUGUCCAAACCAGAGACGGCUGCUCCUGUUCCUGUUCCACUUGACGCUCCUGCCGCUUCAUCCACUAUACUCCCUGAUAAAACUCUACCUAAGAGUACUAGCCUCCCCACAUCUGCCUCAAGACCUCCACAGGCUGCUCCUGCUGAAGUUGAAAAAGGCUUUAAAGAGCCUCUAGUGGAGGGUACUGGAGGCAAAGAGGAGUAUGGUUACAUUGUCACCAACCAGAGUCCCCUGAGUCUGUAUGAUGGAGUGAAGCUGUUGCAGCUUCUGGCUGAAAAAAUACACUUGACAACCAGCAGCUUCAUCAACAUCAGCGUGGUGGGUCAGGCGUUGACUUUCCGCAUCCGCCAGAAUGAACACAACAUGACGGCUGCAGAGGUUGCUGACAAAGCCGAAUCUGAGAAGAACUUUCUGGAGUCUGAGACUGGCUUGAAAAUUGUCCAGACUGGUGUAGGAGAGAGAACAGAUGCACGGGGUCUUCCUCAGGUCAUUAGGGUUCCCCCAGGAUCCAGCGGUACAAUUAUCACCCUUAUCUCCAUGGCAGUGGUUGGAGGUGUACUUGUACUGGCCAUGGGCAUAGCAUGUUUCAGGCACUAUAGCCUCCAAGUGGCCAAUGGAAAACUUGGCCUACAGCCAGAAGGAGGAGCAGACACACACUUUGACUACCAGGAGCUGUGUCGGCAGCACAUGGCAUCCAAAUCCUCCCUCUGCCGCCAAGACUGUGUUGGAGGGGUGAGUAGUGGCAUGACAGGACCUGCCACAGGAACCGGAGCUGGCGGACGGAGGGGCACGGACACAUCGCGUGUCAGCAGCGUGUCCUCCCAGUUCAGCGAUGGCCCACAGCACAGCCCAUCCUCCACUCACAGCUCUACCCCAUCCUGGAGUGAAGAGCCAGCCCAGUCCAAUAUGGACAUCUCCACGGGUCACAUGAUACUAGCAUACAUGGAGGAUCACCUGCGUAACAAGGACCGACUGCAGAAGGAGUGGGAGGCUCUGUGCUCUUAUCUGGCUGAGCCCUGCUCUGUAGCUGUGGCUCAGGAGCCUGCCAACAUCGACAGAAAUCGUCACGUUGAAGCCCUCCCCUACGAUCACUCCCGUGUGAAGCUGAAGCACGAAGUAAACCCCAAUAAACAAGAUUACAUCAACGCCAGUUUUAUUUUUGAUCAUGACCCUCGCCAACCAGCCUAUAUUGCCACGCAGGGACCUCUGCCCCAUACUGUUGCUGAUUUCUGGCAGAUGGUGUGGGAGAAUGGCUGCACAGUGAUCGUGAUGAUGACGGCUCUGGUGGAAGAUGGGGAGAAGCAGUCCGAGCGAUACUGGCCUGAUGAAGGUUCUUCACUCUACCACAUCUAUGAGGUGAAUCUGGUAUCAGAACAUAUCUGGUGUAAAGACUUCCUGGUGCGCAGCUUCUACUUGAAGAAUGUGCAGACGCAGGAGACAAGAACAUUGACGCAGUUUCACUUGCUGAGCUGGCCGGGUGACGGUAUUCCCACCUCCACGAGACCAUUGCUCGACUUUCGCAGGAAGGUGAAUAAAUGCUACCGAGGUCGAUCUUGCCCCAUUAUUGUUCACUGCAGUGAUGGGACAAGCAGGGCUGGCACGUACAUCCUCAUUGACAUGGUGCUGAACCGCAUGGCCAAGGGAGUGAAGGAGAUCGACAUCGCAGCCACACUGGAGCACAUCAGAGACCAGAGGCCUGGACUGGUUCGCACCAAGGACCAGUUUGAAUUUGCGCUGACAGCAGUUGCUGAGGAGGUGAACGCCAUUUUAAAAGCUCUGCCGCAGUGAGACGCAGCAGCUAAGGAACAUGACCACAACACACGCAGGCACACCAAAAUACAUGCUCCAAAGGAGAUUUUCGUCAGAUCUGUUUCCUCUAGGGUUCAUCAUGCUGAGACAUCUGCUCAGCCAUGCAAAAAUAUUAAUGUCGUUACAACUGCGUUUCCUCAUUUAGUUUGUUGUUUUUUUUAAGCUUUUUGGGGACUAAUGACAUGAAAAAUGGGUGGUGAUUGGUUCCUGGCAGGAUACAGAUAGGACCAUAUUUAUUCACAACUACAGUGCAAAUGUAAUAUCUUUGCUCUCCAAAAAGUCCUCCUAAUUACAAAAGGAUGCUGUCAUCAGAUGUAAAAUUAAAAUAUUUGUGCCUGUUUGAAUGCAGAUUUAAGUUUUACACAGUUUCUCCCAAUGGUGAAGGAUAUGUAUGUGGCCAAACAGUCAAAGAGGAGAUAAUAUGCCUCCAUAUGUCUAUUAUGCCAAAAAACUUAUCAAAUUUAACAAACUUGACUUUUAUGCUGCAUUGAUAGGUUGACCAACAUUAAAGCCAAAUGUCUAUUACAUCCACCAGGCAAAGUAAGAUUACUGUUGAUUUUAAAUCUUUGGAUGUUGUGUUUUGUGUCACAAAAACUAUAAAAUGUCAAUUGUGUCAAUUUCUGGACAAUUUUGUACUUGACUUCUGAGGCUUUGUCUAUGACUUGCAGAUGUAAGUGUUCGCUUCCAGCUCUGCUUCUUUGAGUAAUGGAUGCCAUCUACUGACAUCACCAAAUCUUUCUAAUUCUGCAAAUCUUGCUUUGUUUGUGUUCUUUUACCAUUUUUGUCAAUGUGCGCCCCUGUGAUUAAUGUAAAUAAUCCAUGCUGAUGAUUGUUUAUGUCAUGUAGCAGACAAAUAGAAAAUAUCUAUAAAAAUGUAUUUUUGACUUGACCUAAAUAAAUUUGUGAUGUGAUGCAGCAGAAAAAAAUAA